CAACAGUCAAAAUUCUCUGGAAAUUUUACAGAGAGAAAAGGAUAGAAAAUAUCCAGACUUUGCAAGAAUUUCUGAAAUUUUUUCAAAUGUAUGAUGAGCUGAUGUUGGGAGAUAGGAGCUGAAGGAAUGGAUUUUGGGUAGCGUCGUUGCUGCAUUUCUCUCGACAUUUGAUACAGUGUUCGGUCUUGGUUUGGAUUUUCACUUUUUAUCCCAUCAGUCUUGAUAGUGGCUGGACUGCUUGAAGGCUUGUGAACUGGAUAAUGUGGUAGAAGGAAAGAAUCUAGGGUUUUGGUUCUUGGGGACAUUGUCAAUUUUUUGGUACUUUCUGGGGGAGAAGAGUUUGAUCUUCUUGGGCUGCAAUGUCGGUGGCUAGUGUAGCUCUAAGUCCUGUUUAUGAGGAUUAUUGGAACUUCCCCGGCCGUGUCUCUGGUCAGCAUGGCUCCUGGUCAAAUGACUCAAUCUUGAUCUACCUAACUGUUGGUGGGUCAGUAAUUCCGAUGCGGGUUCUGGAAUCAGAUUCAAUUGCUUCGGUCAAACUUAGAAUUCAAAAAUGUAAAGGGUUCUUUGUGAAGAAGCAGAAACUUGUUUUUGAUGGGAAAGAAUUGGCAAGGAACAACUCUCGGGUGCAGGACUAUGGUGUUGCUGAUGGGAAUGUACUACAUCUGGUCUUGCGACUCUCUGAUCUCCAAGCCAUCACUGUUCGGACAGUCUGUGGCAUGGAAUUUGAGUUCCACGUUCAGAGGAAAAGGAAUGUGGGGUAUGUGAAACAGCAGAUUGCAAAGAGGGGGCAUGGCUUUUUCUGUCUCAAGGACCAAGAAUUGUUCUGUGAUGGUGAAGAGCUCGAAGAUCAGAGGAUUAUAGAUGAUUUAUGUAGGAGCAACGAAGCAGUAAUUCAUUUUCUGGUUCGUAAAUCAGCUAAACUCAGGGCCAUACCUGUUGAAAAAGAUUUUGAGGUAUCAAUAUUAGCAUCAGAUGUGGAAGAGAGGGUAGCUAAUGUAGUGAAUGAGGGAGAUUUUGACUGGAGAGAUCAAACUGAGAAACUUCCAAUUGUAGAUGUCAAUCUAUUAGAAAAUGAUUUUCUCCUUGAACCACUGAAAAUUAAUCCUAAGAUUGCAUUGUCACCGGUGAUUAACCAACUUCUUGAUGCCACUUUUAAGGGUCUAGAGAGGGGUUAUCAACCUAUUAGGUCUUCUGAGGGAUCAGGGGGUGCUUAUUUCAUGCAAGAUUCAUAUGGUCACAACUAUGUUUCUGUUUUCAAGCCAAUUGAUGAGGAGCCCAUGGCUGUAAAUAACCCUCGGGGCCUACCCUUGUCCUCUGAUGGCGAAGGGUUGAAGAGGGGCACACGUGUAGGGGAGGGAGCAUUAAGGGAAGUUGCAGCAUAUAUUUUGGAUCAUCCAAGGGGAGGUCCACGCUCUAUCUAUAGUGAUGAGAAAGGCUUUGCGGGGGUUCCACCUACCGUAAUGGUCAAAUGUCAACAUAGAGGAUUCCACUAUGCAGAAGGUUUUAACUGUGUAUCUCGUAAGAUUGGGUCACUUCAGAUGUUCAUGAAGAACUGUGGUAGUUGUGAGGACAUAGGUCCUGGUGCUUUCCCUGUGGAGGAAGUGCACAAGAUAUGUGUACUGGACAUACGGUUGGCAAAUGCAGACAGACAUGCUGGCAACAUUUUGAUCCACAAAGAAGGCGAGGAUGAUCGAAUUGUUCUUAUCCCCAUUGAUCAUGGCUACUGUAUGCCUGAGAAUUUUGAAGAUUGUACGUUUGAGUGGCUCUACUGGCCUCAAGCUCGGGAACCUUUUUCAUUGGACACAAUUGCAUACAUAAACGCCUUGGAUGCCGAGAAAGAUAUUGAACUUCUCAAGUUCCAUGGGUGGAAUGUUCCACACAACUGUGCUCGUGUAUUCCGCAUUUCCACCAUGCUUUUGAAGAAAGGUGCAGAGAGAGGGUUUACUCCCUUUGCAAUUGGAAGCAUCAUGUGCAGGGAAACAGUGAAGAAAGAAUCUGUAAUCGAGAAGAUGGUUCAAGAAGCACAAGAAUCUGUCCUACCUGGAACGAGCGAAUCAGCGUUCCUCGAAUCCAUUUCAAUUAUCAUGGAUCGUUACCUAGACGGUCUUUCCACUUAAGUUCCUAAAAGAAUGUGAAGAUGUGUAGAAAACUGUCUAUAUGAUACUGAUACCUGAUACCUGAUUUGAUCGUUGAUCAACAAUGGUACUCCAUCCCUCUUGAUGGCUUGUGAAUUUAGUUGAUGUGUAGUUUGGUCGGAUCUUGUUAUCGUAUCUGUCCUAACCCCAUGCUUCCUGUGUGGUUGUCCAGCAAACUCCAUGUCUGUGGAAUGGAAGAAGAAUCUCUUUGGUUUGAUGUUAUGUCAAGAGAAUGAACAAUUGUAGGGGGUUUGAUAAAUAUGUGAACUUUAAUGAUCUGCUUGCGAGAGGUACAUGUUCUUGUUGGAAUGUAAGUAACUAUAAUUGGUGGAUAAACUGUUCUCUCAUGAUGAGAUCUGAACUUUACAAAAACCAGUGCUAUUGUUAGCUGUAGCUAUAAUCCAAGGGUGAAACCGUUAUUUCA
Molecule: messenger RNA, 2559 nt
Organism: Sesamum indicum (sesame)
Lineage: Eukaryota; Viridiplantae; Streptophyta; Magnoliopsida; Lamiales; Pedaliaceae
Product: phosphatidylinositol 4-kinase gamma-like protein
Molecular function (GO): protein binding
Source: RefSeq, a predicted model, not a curated record